Pseudopodoces humilis (Tibetan ground-tit) is the source of this 765-nucleotide messenger RNA. Lineage: Eukaryota; Metazoa; Chordata; Aves; Passeriformes; Paridae. The record is from RefSeq and is a predicted model, not a curated record.
AUGGAGAUGAGCACUGUGUCUUUAUCUCCCACCUCACCCACAGAAGGAGAUAAUCUCUGUGAGACUGAUGUGACCAACGUGGCCAGUUGUGACACCAACCUAGACAGUGUGACACUGCUCAUCUGCACCUGUGGGCUGGCUGGGAACCGAGCUGUCAUCAGCCUCCUUAACAUUGGCUUCACCACUGACUUCAUCUUCAAUCUGGCUGUUGCCAUCUUCCUCUUUCUCCUCCUCAUGCUCCCAUCCACAUUGCUCCUCCUUGUAGACGAUGUGUCCUGCUCUGCUACUUCUUCAAGUGGAGCUUUAAAAAAUCACUUCCUUUGCAGAAAACAAAAAAACAAACAAAAACCAAACAAAAAAGUCCCACAACCAAACCAAUGGAACGUGGGGCUGUACCAUGUGGUGUUCAUGAACAUGAUACGGUUAUUGCCUUCCCUGUGCCAGUUUCAUGAACAGCACUGCCAGGGCACGUGUUUUUCAGAGAAGGGCAAGCCCAAAAAGCUCCACAUUGUUAUCUUCAUCUCUCUCCACAUCAUUCUCCCCCUCAGCCUCUGGAAUAUCCUGCAGCAGCUCAGCUACACCAUUCUGCCUUCCCAGGCUGAUUUCCUGCUUGCCCGCAUCAACCCUUUCAUCUACUUCUUGGUAGAGACAUGCUGGAAGAACUGCUCCAUGGGGUUGCUCAGGGAAUCUCUCCAGAGGGUCUUUGGGGAGCCAGAAGAAAACGCUGCUCGCAACAAUGAAGCCACCAGGGACACGGCAGUCUGA